GACUACAAAGUGAAUGAAUGAAUUUGAUUAGUUGACAAUUUGACAAUAGUUGAUUUGAUUGUUGAAUUUAUUGCUGAAAAACAGUGAUAUCAAUAUAAUAUUCUAAAUAUUGGGCAAUAACAUUAUAAUUUAGUAGUAAAGACACAAAGAUGCUUGAAGUCACUUGUAACGAUCGUCUUGGUAAGAAAGUAAGAGUGAAAUGCAACCCUGACGAUACAGUUGGAGACCUUAAAAAACUAAUAGCAGCUCAAACUGGCACGAGAUACGACAAAAUUGUUCUAAAGAAAUGGUACACAGUAUUCAAAGACCACAUCAAAUUAUCUGACUAUGAAAUACAUGACGGCAUGAACCUGGAACUCUACUAUCAAUAGCUGAGAAUGGAGUUGAUACCAC
This is a messenger RNA of Spodoptera exigua (beet armyworm), 393 nucleotides long. The record is from the annotation of a GenBank genome assembly. NCBI's taxonomy places the organism in Eukaryota, Metazoa, Arthropoda, Insecta, Lepidoptera, Noctuidae.